Molecule: messenger RNA, 702 nt
Organism: Ilyonectria robusta
Lineage: Eukaryota; Fungi; Ascomycota; Sordariomycetes; Hypocreales; Nectriaceae
Exons: 2
Coding region: 1-702 (233 amino acids)
Source: RefSeq, a predicted model, not a curated record
AUGGACAACGUCAGAAGCACCACCGCCCGCUUGAGGCGCACAUUUCAGUAUCCCAUCGAUGAAGAUUCGACGGAUUCACAGCCUGAAGCUCUAGACGAGCAGGAACAAGAAGACCUGAUCGAAAGCCUCGCCGCCGAAAACGCCGCCCGCGAUGCUCAGUUCCGCCGCCUACUCGUCGCCGUCCCCAUCGUUGCCACCAUCCCCUACAUCCCGUCCCUCCUACGACCGUCAACCACCCUCCUCUCACUGCUCAGCCUCACCUCUCUGCUCUCCACCGCCUACCUGCUUCACCAUCUCCCGCCAGCCUCCUCGGGCAUCACCUUCCUCGACGCCUGGGCGCGGCCCAAGACACCCCGUCCCACACGGGCACCCUCAGUCCACGACGAUGACGACUACGAUGAUGGUGAUGAGGUGGCCUAUGCGCCGCGUGGCAGGCCGCGCAGGAGGCGCACUUCGUUCAGCUUCGUCGCGAGAAGCUCCCCACUCCAGAUUUACCUGCCAUACCUGAACCUAGGGCUCGGCGUCAUGCUCGUUUUGAUGAGCUGGGUCGUUGGUCGCGCGGGGAACACGGCGGUGUGGACGGGCAUGGGAUACCUGCCGCUGUUUGUGUACUUGGUUGUGCUGGUCUCCAAGGUGGUCAUGAGCAGCGUGGAUCCUGAGAAGGAGUUAACGGCACUCAAGUAUGAAUUCAAGGGUGCCUAA